Scedosporium apiospermum is the source of this 612-nucleotide messenger RNA. RefSeq lists its product as uncharacterized. The record is from RefSeq and is a predicted model, not a curated record. Gene Ontology annotation, molecular function: RNA binding; structural constituent of ribosome. Gene Ontology annotation, cellular component: ribosome; cytosolic large ribosomal subunit. The coding region runs from base 1 to 612 and encodes 203 amino acids. The transcript is spliced from 3 exons. Gene Ontology annotation, biological process: cytoplasmic translation. NCBI's taxonomy places the organism in Eukaryota, Fungi, Ascomycota, Sordariomycetes, Microascales, Microascaceae.
AUGGGUGCCCUCAAGUAUGUCGAAGAGCUUCAGAAGAAGAAGCAGUCCGAUGUGAUGCGCUUCCUUCUCCGAGUCCGAUGCUGGGAACUCCGUCAAUUGAAUGUCUGCCACCGCGCUUCCCGCCCUUCGCGCCCCGACAAGGCCCGCCGCCUCGGAUACAAGGCUAAGCAGGGCUACGUUAUCUACCGCAUCCGAGUCCGCCGUGGUGGACGCAAGAAGCCCGCUCCCAAGGGUGCCACCUAUGGCAAGCCCACGAGCCACGGUAUCAACCAGCUCAAGUACCAGCGCUCCCUCCGCGCCACCGCCGAAGAGCGCGUCGGCCGCCGCUGCGCCAACCUCCGCGUCCUCAACUCCUACUGGAUCAACGAGGACUCCACCUACAAGUACUACGAGGUCAUCCUCGUCGACCCCCAGCACAAGGCAAUCCGCCUCGACCCCCGCAUCAACUGGAUCGUCAACCCCGUCCACAAGCACCGCGAGGCCCGCGGCCUCACCGCCACCGGCAAGAAGUCCCGCGGCCUCAACAAGGGCCACAGGUACAACAACACCCGGGCCGGACGCAGGAAGACCUGGAAGCGUCACAAUACCCUCCAGCUUUGGCGUUACCGAUAA